This is a messenger RNA of Necator americanus (New World hookworm), 1608 nucleotides long. RefSeq lists its product as uncharacterized. The record is from RefSeq and is a predicted model, not a curated record. Gene Ontology annotation, cellular component: chaperonin-containing T-complex. The coding region runs from base 1 to 1608 and encodes 535 amino acids. Lineage: Eukaryota; Metazoa; Nematoda; Chromadorea; Rhabditida; Ancylostomatidae. Gene Ontology annotation, molecular function: ATP hydrolysis activity; ATP binding; ATP-dependent protein folding chaperone. The transcript is spliced from 13 exons. Gene Ontology annotation, biological process: protein folding.
AUGGCGUCCAUCCAGUGCCUUAACCCUAAGGCUGAACUUGCCCGACACGCCGCCGCACUCGAGCUGAACAUUAGCGGUGCUAGAGGUCUGCAAGAGGUGAUGCGCUCGAAUCUCGGACCAAAGGGUACACUAAAAAUGCUGGUGUCCGGAGCUGGCGACAUCAAGCUAACUAAGGAUGGUAAUGUGCUUCUUCAUGAGAUGUCUAUUCAACACCCCACCGCUUCUUUGAUUGCGAAAGCAUCAACUGCGCAAGACGAUAUAACGGGGGAUGGGACGACUUCGACAGUUCUUCUCAUUGGAGAAUUGCUCAAGCAGGCAGAAACUUAUGUCCUGGAGGGAGUUCAUCCUCGACUAAUUACUGAGGGGUUUGAGUGGGCCAAUGCUCGUACCCUGGAGUUGUUGGGAAAGUUCAAACAAGAGGUCGCAAUUGAUCGGAAUGUUUUAAUCGAAGUAGCACGUACAUCUCUCCGCACCAAGCUUCAUCAUAAACUCGCUGAUCACAUAACUGAAUGUGUUGUCGAUGCUGUUCUAGCAAUCCGUCAAGAUAAUAAGGAACCGGAUCUUCAUAUGAUCGAGAAAAUGGAAAUGCAUCAUGAAACUGACAUGGACACCACCCUUGUACGUGGUCUUGUGCUCGAUCAUGGAGCUCGUCAUCCUGACAUGCCAAAACACGUGGAAAAUGCAUACGUAUUGACGUGCAACAUCUCACUGGAGUAUGAGAAAACCGAAGUUAAUUCUGGUCUAUUCUACAAAACCGCUGCGGAACGCGAAAAAUUGUUGGCUGCAGAGAGAGAGUUCAUCACAAGGAGAGUACUCAAGAUUAUCGAUCUGAAGAAGAAAGUGUGCAAAGAGGGUGACAAUAAAGGCUUUGUUGUAAUCAACCAGAAAGGCAUUGAUCCUCCAUCUCUUGACCUUUUGGCGGCUGAAGGGAUUCUUGCUCUCCGUCGUGCCAAACGUCGUAACAUGGAAAGACUACAGCUAGCCUGUGGCGGAGAAGCUGUAAACUCAGUUGAAGAUCUUUCACCGGAUGUUCUUGGAUAUGCCGGGUUGAUUUACGAGCAUACACUGGGCGAAGAUAAGUAUACAUUCGUGGAGAACUGCCGUGAUCCUAAAUCUGUAACGCUUCUCAUCAAAGGACCUAAUAAACACACCAUUCAGCAGAUUAAGGAUGCACUUCACGAUGGGUUGAGAGCUGUUUUCAACACAAUUACUGACAAGCAUUUGGUUCCUGGAGCUGGAUCUUUUGAAAUUGCCGCAUACUGCAUGUUGAAGAAGGGGAUGGAGUCUUUGAAAGGACGAGCCAAACUUGGUGCAUUGGCAUAUGCCAAUGCGUUACUAAUAAUACCGAAGACACUGGCUAUUAAUUCUGGGUAUGAUGCUCAAGAAACUAUUGUGAAGCUUGUAGAGGAAAGAGAAACAAGCGAAAACAUACCAAUAGGAAUCGACCUUGAUAGUGGUGAACCGGCACAGCCCAUAGGAAUAUGGGACAACGUGAUUGUCAAGAAGAAUAGCCUCGCCUCAUCCUGUGUUAUUGCGUGUAACCUCCUUCUUGUGGACGAGGUUAUGCGUGCUGGUAUGACAAAUUUGAAAUCCAAUCAGCAAGAAUAG